Messenger RNA from Patella vulgata (common limpet), 6001 nucleotides. RefSeq lists its product as uncharacterized. NCBI's taxonomy places the organism in Eukaryota, Metazoa, Mollusca, Gastropoda, Patellidae. The transcript has 11 exons. Bases 422 to 4075 code for a protein of 1217 amino acids. The record is from RefSeq and is a predicted model, not a curated record.
ACAGCCGCCAUUUUUUUUUUUUUUUCUCGCACUUUUUCGUUUUCAUCUCGGAAAAAGUCAUAUUCUGAUACUCCACUCUUUGAAUCCAACCGUUCAUGUUGUUAUGAUGGAAGAAACAUUCAUGAAUCAAGUAUUGUCAGGCAUAUAUAUAUUGGAUAUUCUCGUCUUACUCAUUUUUUUGCUGGUCAUUUUUAUUGGAUACCAAGUCCUAAAAUUGUGCAAAGAAAUUUAUCUCCAACUUGUUCGAUGGGAUCCAUCAUUUUACAACAUUAGGAGAUAAUCUCAUUGUGUGUCUUAAUUACAAACUGUCUCAACUCUCUGUUUCUUAUAUUCAGCACUAAGAUGCCUAAAAGGAAAGACUCCUCAACCUUUGUUUGGGCUCCAUUACCAGGGGCAAUUAUGUGGCCUGUUUUACUAGUAAAUGAACAGGAGCCUAAAAAGAAAAGUUCUACUUCUUCUGUUUUUUGUAACUGCGAUCAAACGGAAAUAUCUCAAGAAAAAGAAGAAGUAUGACACUCUUAACUGUUUCUUAUCAGAUAUAAAAUGGAUUGAAGAGAUGAUUAACCAGUCAUCCCCAGUGAAAAAAAGGUUGCAGGAUGAAGGAUCAUUCACUGCUCAACACGAUUCACCACCACCUACAACUCUCCCAGGAGCAACGCCACCUGCUGCACCUCCAUCCAUAACUCAACCAGAUUUAUCACAAACCACUACUGGACCAGUAUUAUUGCCACCUACAGCUCAGCCAGAUUUGACACCACCCACAAUUCAACCAGUUUUACCACAACCCACAACUCGACCAGAUUUACCAUCACCCUCAACACAACAAGUUUUACCACAACCCACAACACAACAAGUUUUACCACCACCCACAACUCAACCCGAUUCACCACCACCCUCAACUCAUCCCUAUUCACCACCACCCUCAACUCAACCAGAUUCAUCACUACCCUCAACUCAACACGAUUCACCACCACCCUCAACUCAACCAGAUUCACCACCACCCUCAACUCAACCAGAUUCAUCACUACCCUCAACUCAACACGAUUCACCACCACCCUCAACUCAACCAGAUUCACCACCACCCUCAACUCAACCAGAUUCACCACCACCCUCAACUCAACCAGAUUCAUCACUACCCUCAACUCAACCAGAUUCACCACCCCCCUCAACUCAACACGAUUCACCACCACCCUCAACUCAACCAGAUUCACCACCACCCUCAACUCAACCAGAUUCAUCACUAUCCUCAACUCAACCCGAUUCACCACCACCCUCAACUCAACCAGAUUCACCACCACCCUCAACUCAACCAGAUUCACCACCACCUAUUAUGACACGACCAGAUUCACCACCACCCUCAACUCAACCAGAUUCACCACUACCCUCAACUCAACCAGAUUCACCACCACCCUCAACUCAACCAGAUUCACCACCACCUAUGACACGACCAGAUUCACCACCACCCUCAACUCAACACGAUUCACCACCAACCUCAACUCAACACGAUUCACCACCAACCUCAACUCAACCCGAUUCACCACCACCUACAACUCAAUCCGAUGUACUGCCAACCACUACUGAAUUAGGAACACUAGUAGAUUCACUUCCAGGUACCUCAUCUGGAUGUAUUCUUGGUACUUUGCAGUCAUGCCAGUCACCACAUUCAGAUUAUUCAGAUUCACUUGCAUCAAAUACCACAGAUGUACAUACAUCUUCUGUACAGGCUAAUGGUUCCAAGCCACAUCCACUGACUUGCUCAGACUAUUCUGAUGAUCUUGUAUCUUCAGGAUCAGAAUAUGUCCCAGACAGCGACAGUUGUAAUGAAGAAAAAUCAUAUGUUAGUGACAGUGUAUGUUCAUCGCCACUGAGUGAAGUCUUUCCUAUGCUAUCUCAAAAGCCAAGUAGCAGAAAAUCUGUGAAUUUACAUGAAGAUGUUGUUUGUGAGGAAUCCGAUAGUGAUGAUGAAGAUGUUAAUGAAGAGGAGAUAACUAGAGCCGCAGAUAAAACAAGUAUUUAUGUUUUCAAAAUUCUUAAAAGCUCAACUUCAAAAAGUGGAAGAAAGAAGAAGAUUGAUAGGGUAUACAACAGCUACCAAUAUUGUCAUUUAUGUAAGAAAAAGGUGUCAAAUUUUUCACAGCACAUUUCUCGAAACCGUAAUCUUCAAGCUCAUGCCAAUUGUGAACAGUUGUUAGAUAUAUUACAAGAUGAAGAUAAGCAUAGUAGAAACAGAAAGUGCACUUUACUGCGUAGCAAAUUCAACCAUGAAUUUAACAUGAAUACAUUAAAGCGUGGUAAAGGUGAAAUCAUAUUAGAAAGGCGACCUCAUGGAAAAUUUGAAUUAAAAGAGUAUGGACCUUGCCCUGGAUGCUAUUUAUGGUUGAAUCAUAAAUUACUAAGAAAACAUAAGAAUGUAUGUGUUGCUAAGUGUGAUUUUUCCAAAUCUGCAUCAUUAAUUACACAGUCUAAAAUUAUAUCUGGACGCAUUCACACCAGUCCAAGUCAGACACUUUUAAAUGAGGUAUUUAGCUCAAUGAACAUGGAUAUGAUAGGAACUGUUGCUCGCGAAGAUCCCUUAAUUGUUCAACUUGGGAAUCAGUGGAUCCAAAAAAAUGUGGGAAAUCGUCUUAAAAGAGGUGCUUACACAGGUCAAAUAAUGAGAUUAUGUGCCCGGCUCCUCAUCAAUCUGAGAGAAAUAACACCUAUUACAGAGGAACCAAUUUUCUGGAAUUACUUGAAGGCUUCUUUUUUUGAUGAUAUAGUUGAGGCUACAUUGAAAACUGCAAAUGCUAUAAGUGAGGAUAACCUUGAAAAACCAAGCAAUGCCCGUAAGCUUGGAUUUGACAUUAAAAAACUAAUAAAUGGUAAGAUUGGAAUAUCGAUCAUGACUAAUGAUGAACCUAGCAGAAAGGAAGCAGAAGAUUUAUUAAAAACCAUGGAAAUUUUUUGGGGGACUAGGGUAGCAAAAUUGUCAAAUGUGAUAUUAGAGCAGAGAAAAUAUGAAAAACACAAGCAACUUCCAAAUCCAGAUGAUAUUGAAGAAUUGAAUAAAAGUCUUGAAUGUUCUUUAAAAGGUUUAGAUUUAACGACAACUACACUUGAAAAUUUUACCAAUGUUGUUGAAGUGGUUGAAGCAAAGUUAGUUAUAUACAACAGAAGAAGAGUUGGUGAACUAGAGGCCAUAAGACUUGCAGAUUAUGAAAAUAGGAAAAAGGGUGAAGCACCACAUCAUUUGGUGGGUCAACUAUCAGAGUUUGAGAGGAAACUUUUAACGGAACAAGAAGUUAUGACAGUGAGGGGAAAGACUGGUCGAGGAGUUCCUGUAAUUUUACCUGCCAUCACAAAAGCACCUUUAAGUUAUUUAACUGACAGCUCUGUUAGAAGUGCUUGUGGAAUAAGUUCCAAGAAUGUUUAUGUCUUUGCUGGGAAAGGUGAGGGGGUUAUAAGAGCAUACAAUUCAGUUUUAAAGGCUUGUUCUAGAGCACCGUUGAAAUCUCCACAGCUGAUAACAAGCACCAAUUUAAGAAAAUACAUGGCCACAGUAACCCAGGUAUUUGACCUUAAGCCGAAUGAAAUGAAUUGGGUUUUAGACCAUUUAGGACAUAGCAUGGAUGUACAUAAGAUUCACUACAGAGCUUCAAGUGAAAUACUUGAGAAGACACAGAUAGCCAAGUUAUUAUUGUUACAAGACAGUAAUCAGAUAGGAAAAUAUAAAAACAUGUCUUUGAAAGACAUUCAGAUUGAAGAUUUGGUUAUGGAUGAUCAGGUUCAAAGCCCAGUCACAGAAGACUUUGAUAAACAGGUGUUUGAAGAGUCGCAAAUGGACAGUGACUGUGAGGAAAUAAAAGAUAAACGAAAGCCUGCAGUUUCAAUCAAGGUUAAGUGGACUCUUGAAGAAGACGAAGAGAUAAAGCAGCUGUUUAAGAAGUGUAUAUUAAAGAAAAAAAGACCGUCUCCGAAAGAUUGUCAGAAGGCUUUAGAAAGAAGCAAAUUAAAUGGUGGAGUCUUAUGGAAGAGGAAAAAAGAUGUUUUAAAAAAGAAAAUGUUCAGGCUAAUUGAUAAGUUGAACAAAAAUUGAUUCAAAUGACCUAUCCUAAUCUGUUUGUUGUAUUGUCUUGCACUAACCUAAGGCCUGUUGUCAAAAUGAUCUAAAUUUUAAAUUGGAGUACUGAUUUCCUUUUCUUUUCCAAAUGGGCAGUAUUUCACUUUGGUAUUGUUUUAAGGGUAUAAGCUAAUAAUAUUAGCUCCAAAGCUUAUUUUUUGUUAUACAAUAUAUAUAUAUGAAUAUAGAUAUGGGUUUUCAGACUCAAUUUAGAAUUGUUUUUUUAUUUUCUUGUAAAUCCAUCGGUCAGACUCUGACAGUCAGAGGUUUCAGUUUUUUUUAAUCAUGAAUAAAAGUAAUAAAAAUACUUUUAAUAUGUACAUGUAUGUUGCUUUAAACUGAAGAAUAUGGCAAUACAUUUAUAUUGAAGAUUGCUUUUAUUUUUUAACUGUGCUGCCCUUUCAGAGAGUCCUUUAAUUUAUGAGAUUUGAGGUGCAUCAGAUAUUGUCCGAAGUCUUACCCUAUUGUCGGACAUUAAGGCUCUGUAUUUCGAAUACAUGAUUUCAAAAGCUUUGAUGUGAAAAUCUUGUAGAGAAGGGGGAGAUAAUAUCUUAUUGGCUUGUCCUAAGCUGCGCUCAUCAAAGUAAUGGGAUUUAAGAGUUGCAGCGCAUAUGUCUGCCAAAUAUUGGGUCUUGUUCUGGGCUGCAGUCCAUCAUAGUCGGACACCUGGGCUCAUUAUUUCAGAUGAAGGAUUUCAAGGACUCGAUUUCAAAACUCUUGUGGAGAAGGGGGAGAUAAUUUGUCUGUGGGGGUGGGUUGCAGCUCAUUUCAACGUAUAUCUUAUUGGCUUGUCCUAAGCAAAGGCGUUUUAUAGCUGAGGCGCUGGAGGCGCCAGCCUCCUCGCGAAAAAAAUCAAAGAAAUUGGAAAAGUAAAACGGGAGAAAAAUGCUAAAACCGAUGAGAAAAAUGAAAAUGUACCCUAGUUAGGGGGCCCCUAAAGGCAGGCAAAAGGCCCCCACGUCUAACAAAAGGGCCCCUCUGGCCAAGGGAAAGUGCCCCGAGUCCUAGUCUAUCGUUUUCUAUACAAUGUUACUGUCGCGUCCAUUACUGAAUGCGAAUGCAGUCAUUGCAUUGAUAUAAAAAUCAUCAACCAAGACGCCCCCGCGAAAAGGCCCCUCAAAAUAGUAUAGCCUCCACCAUGAUAAACCUUAAAACGCCCCUGGUCCUAAGCUGCGCUCAUCAAAGUAAUGGGAUUUAAGAGUUGCAGCGCAUAUGUCUGCCAAAUAUUGGGUCUUGUUCUGGGCUGCAGUCCAUCAUAGUCGGACACCUAGGCUCAUUAUUUCGGAUGAAGGAUUUCAAGGACUCGAUUUCAAAAAUCUUGUGGAGAAGGGGGAGAUAAUUUGUCUGUGGGAGUGGGUUGCAGCUCAUUUCAACGUAUAUCUUAUUGGCCACUCGGCAAACCUCGUAAGAUUUCGGAAUCUAAACUCGGCUGUAUGAUGAAUUCCGCCAUAUUGGAACUACUUUAAAGGUACCGGAUGAAACAUGGCUGCGCCCAUUCCAAACACAAGUUGGCGACCUAUUUGGCUAGCGACCUAUUCGACCGAUCCAACUGUAAGAUAAUGACGAAAUUACACUUCUAUUCUGAGCUGAAGGAAUGGAUAAAAAAUAAUAUAUUCUACUUUCAUUUGAUAGACAUAACGUUGGAUUUUAUUGAUUGAUAAAUAGAGACUGUUGUCUUUACUCGAAAUAGGUUUCCAACGAACAGGUUGCAGCUCGAUCGGUCGAAUAGGUCGCUAGCCGAAUAGGUUCCCAAUUUGUGUAAUAGCGUCAAGUUUUCCUGUUAAAGUAAACCGGUAGCCGCAUCGCAAAUGUAUGGGCGUAGGUACAUAUCACUUACUGUCAUACAUCCGAGACUAGAUGUAGUUUACGUAGUUUACGGAAUCUGUCGAGAUUAGCCGAGUG